AGGAGGAGAGAGGGAGGAGGAGAGUGGGAGGGGAGUGUAGAAGGCUCUAAGGGAAAGCGGCAGAGGCCAGAGAGGAGGCACGGCGGACGGCGGGGAAGGCAGAGGUGUCAGGGGAAGGACAGGGCGGCUUCGGACACCCUCGGCCGCAGCGCGGGGCAGCCGCCCGCCCAUCCGCCCUCCCCGCCCGCGCGCCGCGGCACCAUGGUGGACAGGGGCCCCUUGCUGACCUCGGCCAUCAUCUUCUACCUGUCCAUCGGGGCGGCGAUCUUCGAGGUGCUUGAGGAGCCGCACUGGCGCUCGGCUACCGACGACUACAAACGGCAGAAGACGGAGCUACUCAAGCAGUUCCCCUGCCUGGGCCAGGAGGGGCUGGACAAGAUCCUGCAGGUUGUAUCAAAUGCUGCUGAUCAGGGAGUUGCCAUCACUGGGAACAACACUUUCAACAACUGGAACUGGCCUAAUGCUGUGAUCUUUGCUGCUACUGUAAUCACUACGAUCGGUUACGGAAAUGUUUCUCCAAAGACACCCUCUGGGCGUCUCUUUUGCAUAUUUUAUGGGCUCUUUGGAGUUCCUCUGUGCUUGACGUGGAUCAGUGCUCUGGGGAAGUUCUUUGGAGGACGUGCCAAGAGGCUAGGCCAAUUUCUGACAAAAAGAGGAGUAAGCCUGAGGAAAGCACAAAUUACAUGCACAGCUAUUUUCAUUGUUUGGGGUGUCUUGGUCCAUCUGGUUAUUCCUCCUUUCGUCUUUAUGGUGACUGAAGGAUGGGAUUACAUUGAAGGUCUCUAUUACUCGUUCAUUACUAUCACUACCAUAGGAUUUGGAGAUUUUGUUGCUGGUGUAAAUCCAGAUGCAAACUAUCAUGCCCUUUACAGAUACUUUGUGGAAUUGUGGAUCUAUCUGGGACUAGCUUGGCUUUCACUCUUUGUCAACUGGAAGGUCAGUAUGUUUGUAGAAGUCCACAAAGCAAUCAAGAAACGGAGAAAAAAAAGAAAGGAGUCAUUUGACAACCAUCCUCGGUCUAAAAAACCCCUUCAAAUGGGUACCUCAAAAGAUGUGAACAUUUUCAGCUUCCUUUCGAAAAAGGAAGAGACAUACAAUGAUCUUAUCAAGCAAAUUGGAAAGAAGGCCCUGAAGACAAACAAUGACAAGAUUAUUAAAGUAGAAAAUACCAAACAAAAUAUGCAGAAUGCCAUUAAAGAUGCUCAGGUGACUUACACAAAGUCAGAGUCAUUUGAGUAUGAUGAGUCUUCCCUGGACAUUCAAAAUGGUCAUGUUUUGAGACAUCUGCAUGAUAAACGUAUUGGAGACAGUCCUAUUGAAGGAAACAUGUUUGUAAACCAGCUGGACAGGAUAAGUGAAGAAGAAGGUGAAGUAUGGGAUUCCAGAGACUAUCGACCCUUAAUAUUUGAGAAUGCAAAUAUAACAUUUGUAAAUGAGGAUGAUGAUGAAGAGGAAGAUAUCUCAGAUGAUGAGGAAACUUCAAAAUCCUCAAUGGAUGAUAAUAUUGUAGAGGAACCUGAAAUUGCAAAAAACCUAGUAAAAUUCCCAUCGUCUGAUGAAUCUACCUUUACCAACAAUGAGCUAGAACUUUCUGUGCCUUAUGAACAACUGAUGAAUGAAUAUAAUACAGUAAGCAAUGCAAAGGCUGCAACGUGAAGUGAACUUAGUAGUGGUUUUCUGAAAAUGAUCAAUGCAUAUCGAAGAAAUUAACAGAGCAAGGAGAAAAGCUUGUUUUUGCAGCUUUUCCUGUCUCUUUGAAAACAAAAGCAAGUCCCAAACUAAUAACCUGCAGUGUCCUUUUUCCUAUAUUAAGUUGGUUUCUGAGCCCAUCUGCUAUGUUUAUCUGAAAAAACUUGUAAAAUACCAGUUGAAUUAGGAGUCUGACUCCUUCUUGGAAUUUUAUGGUUCUCAAACAAAGUAGACAAAAAAAGACUAGUUAAUACACUGGACCUGCUCUGCGUUUAUGCAUUUCAUUGAGGAAUUAAUUAGUUUGGGAGUGUAACUACACAGUUGCAAAGAGUUUGUUUCAGGCAUCAAAUGUGUUCGGUUACUCCACUAGCCCUUCACCUCUGAAAACCUGGAUCUAAGUAACGCUUUGAUCAGAAAUGGAAGCAAGAGGUUUGCUUUUUAAAAAAGGUACUCGUUGUUACCACAAAAAAUGGUGAAACCACAAGUUGUUCUUGAUGAGAAACUUUAAAUGGAACACUAGAGACAAACAGAUCUGAGCUGAGGUGUGCUGGCAGACUGAGGAGGAAGCUUUAAAACAUCUGUCUAGAAUAUGUCUGUGCUUGCCAAAUUAUAAUGAAUUGCAAUUUUGUGAAUAAAAUAUUAAUAUUUAAAAUUCCAUGGAAUGGAUUGAGAAGGAGCUCUCUAACAAGGAAGAAAUAUCUGGGAUGAAGCUUACCAAUUGGGCUGCUAAACUGCAACUCAGCCCCAGAACUGUUGAAGAGUAAGGAGACUGGAGGACCUACUGAUCAAAGCCUGUAGGAGCACAAACAAGAUGCAACUUUUUAAUGUUGAAAGUGUCCUUCCACUGUCCAUUUCCUAGAGGAAAUACUUGAAUGAACUUUAUACAGUAUCUAUGUGUGUGCAGUUGAAGUUUCAGUGAUGCUGUUCGUCUGAGGGUAAAAAAUUGCCUUUGGAGACACAGAUAUUCUCCAAACGCGCUAAUGCCUGUCAGAAUAGACCUGUAGCACUACUGCUGAACUGUGCAGUGUGUUAGUCAGUAUUGUUAUUUGAUGUUCCUCCCAGCCUUGGUACUUCAGACUAGACUUGAAUGAGAGAUGAUUUUUGAAACAGUUGAUUAUAAUUUGCUUAUUCGAUUUGUUUUACAGUUUGACCUAUGUGCAUAUGCAAUGGUUAUUCUAUCCUACUUUCAAGAAGGCUGAACAACAUCAAAUCCUGUGCAAAACUGUGAUAUGAUAAAGUGACUUGAGAACUUAAGUCACUUUUUAAAUGGGACUUUGGCUCUAAACUCCUGAAAGUAAUUUGGGUUGGAAAUGGGCUUUUGACUGAGAAGGACUUAUCUCUUUUAAUAAUGUUUAAGCCCAAAUUAUUUUGGCUACAAAGAAAAUUAUACCAUGGUUUUUAUUUUUCUUUCAUUUUCUGUACCAUGCAUUAACCCUGACAGCUCUCACAAACAUGGUUCUUGAUUGCAUGCUGGCAAAAAGAACUGACUAUGGUUAUAUCUGAUAUACUUGGAACAGAAAAUAGCCAAGGCCUUUGAACCUUAGUAUGUCAAGUUCUGUUAUUUUGUAUAGUUUCACUGUAUUUAUGUCGUUGCUCUAUGUCCUGAAGUUUUCAAAGUUCAGUGAACAGUUAAAGUUGUCUCAUUCUCAUUUUCAGUGUAAUGCUGGCAGACUUGCUAGCUUUGCAAGAAAAGCAUAUGGAAUCUUGCAGUGCUAAUCUUUAAUUACUAGACUUUUGUAAUAACUGCGAAUAUUGGCUGCAGCUUCAAUUGCUGGCCUCUCCUUUGGAAACUGGCACUCUGGAUAUCCUGCUGACAAGAAGUUUUGAAGUCAUGACUGUGAAACAAGGGACUGUCUUUCUCUUUUAUUCUGUCUUUAAUCUUCCACGUAUAUGAGAUUUCUCAAAUAGAAAGUGAACUGUCUUACUGACAAAAAUGUGGCAUCGGUGUAGUUGGAGUCAGAUGUUAAUGUGUAUUUGAUCGGUGAAGGGAGAUUGUAAUUUCAAAUCCAACUGUAUAUGUUAUUGCCAUUUGCAGUAGGGGUGGCUGGAUGAAUUUGACUUGUGCUAUCAAGAAGAUUCUGGUUUAAUUCUAAUUGACUCCCCCACCAUGUACACACCUCUGCAUUGUUUUUAAAUGACUCCAAGCCCUCCUUCAACUUCUUUUAUAUCUGAAGGAGCGUGGUUGACAGCUGUAUCUUGUAGCUGUAAGAUAUGUUAGGUAAGAAGGCAUACCUGGUACAGCAGCAAGUCUAGCCUUUUUUUUUUUCUUUUUCUUUCUUUUUCUUUUUUUUUUUUUUUUUUUUUUUUUUUUUUUUUUUUUUAAGAAAAUUAGAAAGCACUCCUUAUAGCUUUUUUGUUCUCCAACUUGUCUUCCAUUAUUGAUGCAAAGAUUGAAGUUUUAGCAACAAUUAUUAAGCUCACAACAAUAAGGAGAGAAGAAGCUUGCUGAAAUUGUAUGAAAUGGAAAAGCAUAGUCAAGGCUUGAUCUUCAUUUCAAAAAAGUAAGUGAAUAAAUUUCUGUUCAAUACAGAAAUAAUACAACCCAGACAUUUGGCUGGGCUAUGAUUGGGAGGGAUGUUGCACACUGGAGCACAAGCUCUCCAUUCUCUGUUGCAGAGUGCUGCACUUGUGUGCCAGAGCUGAGAAUGGCUGGUAUCUGUUUCGUAUUAUCAAGCUAGAUGUGGCUCUUUGGCCUUUCCAAGUGUAGUCAAUGUAGACUGUAUGUAUAUAUAGUGAGAUUUAAAAUAAUGGUUUAAAUUUAUUUUAAAAAGAACAAAAUUCCCACUUUCUUGGGGAAACACCUCACAAAACUGUUCUCAAGACAUCCCAUCAUGUGCCUUAAUGCAGUCCUGCUAUUGGGAGAAAAACAAAUCGUUUUUACACAGGAGCCAACACAAUUGGUCUUGUUAAGCCCUGCUUAUUCUGAGUGUUUUGGAGGGUUUUAUUUGGCACACAGUUUUCAUGCUGGCUCUCUCCACAAAUUUUAACCAUUUCCCAGGGUUUUUAAAAUUAUGGUGCCAUCUCAAAUGUAUUGAAGUGCUAUGCCAGAAGUUUAUUGUCUGCCUGUCUUCCAUGUCUUGAGAAGAGUGAUGUAGAGGAGUGUCCAGGCUGGAUUUUGUGCUAUUCAGCUUCCCAAGUGCCUCUGGUUAAUUUGAAUGAACUCCCCAGUGCUACUUCAUACAGCUUUGUAGUUAUUUUAUUUAUCUGGUCAAUCUGGAAACAUUUUCUUUGAAUGCCACAUAAGAUUUCAUUUGACUAAUUAGCUGAUCUCUUAAUGCAAUGUAAUUACUUUUUAUAGGUGAGGUAGAUCUCCUACUUGAAAGAGGAGUUAAUUUAAAAAACAGAACACUUAAAAGCAAUAUAGAAAACAAAUGAAUAGAAGUGAAAACUCUUCUUGAAAACUUUCUGAUUAUUGCCUACAAGUAGAUUGUAUUUUCAGUUGCAUCAUGUGAGGCAUGGGUCUACUUCCACAACAGUAACUUGCUAAUUUUACCAAGAUAAGCCAAUUCAUUAAUAAGUAAAUAAAAUCUGGAAACAUGACAACAAAUGUUUGUUCCUACAAAGGUCCUUUUUAAUAUUAUAGACCAGGUGACUUCACCCUUCACGACAUCGUGACACUUCUUGCAUUUGUCCUAUGCUAUUGAAGCCUGUUUUUAGCAGAAGGGUGGCUUUUUCAGAUAUAAAUCUCACAACAGGCAAUCUGACAGAUCUGAUGACACUGGUACGAAAUUGCUAAGGAAAUAUAAGAAGUGGUGUGUUACUUUUUUUCUGAACUAGUGCUUUUUGAAUCUGUUGCUGGCAAUGGAUUUCAGAAAACAUACAGAAAUAAAACCAUAGAUUGAUAACAGAUCCAUGGUGACACAGUUGUAUAUUGUGAGAUAUUUUUCUCCAGUUGAACUGAGAGAAUAAAGUAGAAACAGACAAGCAUUACUGAUGAGGAGAGCAAAAAGCAAUAUACAAGUCAGUUGACCUGAACAGAAAACCAAGAAUUCUGUUGUAGACUUGUAAUUUUUGUGCCUCCUGAGAUUCAUUCCAUUUGUGAUGGAUUUAUGUUUAAAAAAAAUAAGCUUGUCUUUCAUAUGGCUUUUGAAGUUUGUACAGUUCUUUCUUUAUCACUCCAUAAUAUGCCUGUCUGUUCUUUGUUGCUGAUUGUCACUGGAAUCACACUGUAUGUAAAUAUUUGCUAAGUCUUUUAAAAUGUAAUUUAUUUUAAUAUUUUGCAAUAAAAGUUUUAACAUUUACCUUCUCUGA
This is a messenger RNA of Lagopus muta (rock ptarmigan), 5940 nucleotides long. RefSeq names its product potassium two pore domain channel subfamily K member 5 (gene KCNK5). NCBI's taxonomy places the organism in Eukaryota, Metazoa, Chordata, Aves, Galliformes, Phasianidae. Gene Ontology annotation, cellular component: membrane. Gene Ontology annotation, molecular function: potassium ion leak channel activity. The record is from RefSeq and is a predicted model, not a curated record. Bases 202 to 1656 code for a protein of 484 amino acids. The transcript is spliced from 5 exons. Gene Ontology annotation, biological process: stabilization of membrane potential; potassium ion transmembrane transport.